Ochotona curzoniae (black-lipped pika) is the source of this 4619-nucleotide messenger RNA. It is a transcript of the gene LARS2, whose product is annotated as leucyl-tRNA synthetase 2, mitochondrial. Lineage: Eukaryota; Metazoa; Chordata; Mammalia; Lagomorpha; Ochotonidae. The transcript has 21 exons. Gene Ontology annotation, biological process: mitochondrial translation; leucyl-tRNA aminoacylation. The record is from RefSeq and is a predicted model, not a curated record. Bases 263 to 3013 code for a protein of 916 amino acids. Gene Ontology annotation, cellular component: mitochondrion. Gene Ontology annotation, molecular function: aminoacyl-tRNA deacylase activity; leucine-tRNA ligase activity; ATP binding.
GUGGGAAACGAGAUUUGGAGGAGCUGCAGGUCAGAGCCCGCGAGUGGGUAAACCUCUAGUCGGGGCUCACCCGCACAGGAGACUAGGCCCGAUCUCCCCGGUCCUGGAUCGGGACGUUUCGACUUGGCUGGAGGCGGGAAGGGAAGAUCCGGGUUAAGUGGUCCUGGAUUCUCUCAUUUCCGAACCGAAAAGUCUCCGAAAUCCAGGACUUCAGCCGGAGCCACAGACCCCGUGGACAGCCCUGGACCCUUGCCCAGAAAUAAUGCACACACACACCUGGGGCCCUCACACCUCCAGAAGAAUGGCGUGUUCUUGGCAGAGAGUGGGUUUUUAUGCCUGCCUCUUGAAAAGGCGGCUGAACGAUGGGCCAGAUGCCAUUAGGUGGGACAUAAGAGUAAUCCUAGGCCUCACCCGGAGUAUUUACAGUGCCACGGGAAAGUGGACCAAGGAGUACACGCUGCAGACAAGGAAGGAGGUUGAGCAGUGGUGGCGUCAGCGACUCAAGGAGCAGGCCUGCAGAGUUCCAGAAACUGACAAAUCAAAGCCCAAGUUUUACGUGCUCUCCAUGUUCCCUUAUCCUUCUGGCAAGCUGCACAUGGGACAUGUGCGUGUCUACACCCUCAGCGACACCAUCGCACGGUUCCAGAAGAUGCGAGGGAUGCAGGUCAUCAAUCCCAUGGGCUGGGAUGCAUUCGGGUUGCCGGCAGAGAAUGCUGCGAUCGAGAGAAAUCUACAUCCAGGAAGCUGGACGCAGAGUAACAUUAAGCACAUGAGGAAGCAGCUUGAUGAACUGGGGCUCUGGUUCAGCUGGGACAGGGAAAUAACGACAUGUCUGCCAGACUACUACAGAUGGACUCAGUAUCUGUUUAUUAAACUCUAUGAAGCUGGAUUGGCCUAUCAGAAGGAGGCCUUGGUGAACUGGGACCCAGUGGACCAAACAGUGCUUGCCAACGAGCAGGUGGACGAACAUGGCUGCUCAUGGCGUUCCGGAGCAAAGGUGGAGCAGAAGUACCUCCGACAGUGGUUCAUUAAAACAACAGCUUAUGCAAAGGCCAUGAAGGAUGCACUGGCAGACCUUCCCGAGUGGUAUGGGAUAAAAGGCAUGCAAGCCCACUGGAUCGGGGACUGUGUGGGCUGCCACCUGGACUUCGCACUGAAGGUUGACGGACAAGCCACAGGAGAGAAGCUGACUGCCUACACGGCCUCCCCCGAGGCCAUUUAUGGAGCUUCCCAUGUGGCCAUCUGCCCCAGCCACAGGCUCUUACACGGGCACAGCAGCCUGCGGGAAACCUUGCAGCAGGCAUUUGUCCCUGGUGAAGAUUCCCUCACACCGGUGACAGCCGUGAACAUGCUCACCCAGCAGGAGGUCCCUGUCGUUGUCAUGGCCAGCGCUGAGUUUGAAGGCUCUCUGGAUUCGAAAAUAGGAAUUCCGAGCACCAGCUCCAAGGACGCCAUCCUAGCCCGCACCUUAGGCCUGUCCUACUCUGAUGUCAUUGAAACUUGGCCAGAUGGCACAGAGAGACUGCGCAACUCUGCUGAGUACACAGGUAUGACCCGGCAGGAUGCUUUUCUUGCCCUGACUCAGAAAGCCCGGGAGAAGAGAGUGGGUGGAGACGUAACAAGUGACAAACUGAAAGACUGGCUGAUCUCCAGGCAGCGGUACUGGGGCACGCCGAUCCCCAUCAUCCACUGCCCGGCCUGCGGCCCCGUGCCUGUGCCUCCAGACGACCUGCCCGUGACCUUGCCCGACGUCACAUCCUUCACUGGCCGCGGAGGCUCCCCGCUGGCCACAGCUUCCGAGUGGGUGAACUGCUCCUGCCCCAGGUGCGAGGGAGCAGCGAGGAGAGAGACAGACACGAUGGACACCUUUGUGGAUUCCGCGUGGUACUACUUCCGAUACACAGACCCUCGGAAUGCACACAGCCCUUUCAGCACAGCAUUGGCGGAUUACUGGAUGCCUGUGGAUUUGUACAUCGGAGGCAAAGAGCAUGCUGUCAUGCACUUGUUCUAUGCAAGAUUCCUGAGUCAUUUUUGCCACGAUCAAAAAAUGGUCAAACACAGAGAACCCUUUCAUAAGCUGCUGGCCCAGGGCCUCAUCAAGGGCCGGACGUACCGCCUGCCGUCCGGGCAGUACCUGCGGAAGGAGGAGGUUGAUCUCACGGGUUCUGUUCCUCUUCAUGUGAAAACCCAGGAGCAGCUGGAGGUGACGUGGGAGAAGAUGAGCAAAUCUAAACACAAUGGCGUGGACCCCGAGGAGGUGGUGGAGCAGUAUGGCAUCGACACGAUUCGCCUCUACAUCCUCUUUGCCGCCCCUCCUGAGAAGGACAUCCUAUGGGACAUGCAGACCGAUGCCCUUCCCGGGGUGCUGAGAUGGCAGCAACGCUUGUGGGCCCUGGUCACCCGCUUCAUAGAGACCAGGACUUCAGGAAAGGAGUCACAGCCUGCCCUGCUGAGGAAGGAGGAGAAAGCCGAGGCCCGGAAGCUCUGGGAGUACAAGAACACGGUCAUCUCUCAGGUGACUUCCCACUUCACAGAGGACUUCUCGCUCAAUUCUGUGCUUUCCCAGCUAAUGGGCCUCAGCAGUGCCCUCACGCAAGCCUCAGAGAAUGUAGUCCUGCACAGCCCUGAGUUUGAGGACGCCCUGUGUGCCCUGAUGGUAAUGGCUGCACCCAUGGCCCCACACAUCACCUCAGAGCUUUGGGCAGGCCUGGCACUGGUGCCAACAAAGCUCUGUGCUCACUACGCUUGGGACAAGGGCGUGCUGCUUCAGGCAUGGCCAGCUGUUGACCCACAGUUCCUCCAGCAGCCCGAUGUCGUCGAGAUGGCGGUUCUGAUUAACAAUAAAGCCUGCGGCAAAGUUCCUGUGCCCCAGCAAGUGGCCCGGGACCAGGACAAAGUCCACCAGCUUGUCCUCCAGAGUGAGCUGGGUGUCAGGCUCCUGCAAGGGCGAAGCAUCAAGAAGGCCUUCCUGUCCCCUAGAACGGCUCUCAUCAACUUCCUGGUGCAAGAGUGACAGCAGCAGGGGCUGCAGCUCCCACAGGGGCCACCGAGGAACCUCCUUCCAAGCCUGAGAUGAGGGGACAGAGUCUGCUGGCCCCGGGGAGGGAGAAGAUCACAGCACCUUGAACAUGCCUUCGUGUUUAACUGCAGUCAACAGGGCACCCCUGGGCUGGGGCUAAGGAGAAAUCUGAGCCCUGGGGGUCACUGAAGGGUGGUGGAUGGCACCUGACCCCAUGAGAAGCCACAAGAGACCUGGGCAAGGACAGGGACAGGAAGAAAAGAGAAGCAAAUGGGAAGUACAGUGACACUCUGGCCACCCAGGAGGCUCUAGCUCGGCUCUGCCUGGGAUACAAGGCUGGCCCGAGGAAGCACACAGGUUUGGGGGCAUUGUGCCAGGCACUGCACCGGGAGCCAUGCCUCCCAGUAGCGCUGGGUGGUCUCCUUGCCUGCAGGCCACAUGAAGAAGCACUGGGCUCAUGUUCAAGUACCCAUAUGUGGAGCUAAGUGCUGGGAUCAGAACCCAAAGGCAGGGCGGGGAGGAGCUGUUCCCCUCCUACUGCCCAGGCUUCUUCCUCCCGGGCCGGUGGCAUGUCCUGCCAGACCUGACCCAUUCCGCUUCCAGACGGUAAGGAACAGCAGCGUCACAACCCCAACCCUGGGACGUGACAUUUGCUGCAGUGAAGUGAAACUCAGCCUUGGGUUCCUCCCAGAGCCCGGCCCAGCCUGGCAGGAGUGCAAGCUCCCAGGUGGCCCAUGUGGGCCACUGAUGGCAGUGACUCCUCAGUUGGUGGAGCUGAUGCCAUCCAGGCACUGCCUCCUGUGGGGAAGUGGCCAGGAAUGGACCCAAAUCAUCACCCCAGCAAGCUGUGAGGUCAGCAGCAAGGCACUCCUCCCACAGCUGGCCUGAGACACAGGGGAAGGAGCGGGGAAGCCAGCCAUUCUACCAUGCUGAGCGUCAGCGUUUUUCUGAAGCAGCCUGAUAGGUGGUCCCUGCUGUGGUUCAGUGGUUAAAAGAUGACUUUCAGAGCAGUCAAAUGUUCCUCAUCUGUUAUUUGGGGACCCAUGUGUGAGCUUGGGUUAAGCACCAUAUUCCAACUCUAGGGGUUAGUCAGGAGCAGCAAGGCUGUGGGCUGGGCUCUGCACGGAACAUUACAAAUGCAUGUGGGACCUAAUCUCUGCUGGACCACAUUGGCUCAUACACAUCAGUAAUGAGUUCGGUAAUUCUCAAACUUUGCUCAGACCAGCUGUGUCUGGUUCCCCCACCCAGAAAUUCUAAUUGGUCUGGGUUGUGGCUUGGGCACCAGGAAUCUUAGGAACCCCAUAAGAGAGCAGUGCUGUGGCCUAGCAAGGCAAGCCACCACUUAUAAUUCUGUCAUCCCAUAUCAGUGUACCAGUUCACAUCCUGGCUGCUCUGCUUCCACUUCGGCUCCCUGCUAAUGAGCCUGGGGGGCCAAUGGAGAGUGGCCCAAAUUCUCGGGGCCCCUGCUACCCUGGUGAGAGACCCAAAUGGAAUUCGUGAAUUCUGGUUGCGGCCUUGCCCAGACCUGUCUGCCUAUGGCCAUUUGAAAAGCGAACCAGGGGAUCGAUUUCUUCCCUGUCCCUUCCUCACUCUCUACCAC